This is a messenger RNA of Olea europaea var. sylvestris, 3280 nucleotides long. RefSeq names its product probable disease resistance protein At5g63020. The record is from RefSeq and is a predicted model, not a curated record. The transcript has 3 exons. Bases 199 to 3000 code for a protein of 933 amino acids. NCBI's taxonomy places the organism in Eukaryota, Viridiplantae, Streptophyta, Magnoliopsida, Lamiales, Oleaceae. Gene Ontology annotation, molecular function: ADP binding; protein binding.
GUUUCUCGCUAUAAAGUCCCUCAUGCCGACGUUACAGUAUUAAGAUCUUUUCAACCUUAUUCCGUUCUCUCUCACUCAAAUAUUAAGAACUUUCAACCUCACGUUCUCUCUCACCCACCCUCUCACCCACCGUCCACGGCAGCGCGCCACCGCUUCACCGCCAUCGGCUCACUGAGAUCCACUAUCCCUGGAAGUCACAUGGCUCAGUUUGUAGAAUUUUUUAAAAAUGUUUUCUCAUGGCUAAGCCAAGACUUGGAGGAGAGUAUGAAAACUCUUAAUAGAAAAAUAUUAUUGCUGGAAGUUCCGAAAGAUGAUGUGCACGAAACAUAUAAUCAUGGAAAAAAACGCAAGAGAAAUGUUGAAAAAUGGUUGAUUGAUGUUGGAAACAAUAUAUCAGAAUCUAAAGCUCUUGAGCUAUAUUUUCCUAAAGAGCUUUUUCUUGAGGUUAAUGAGAGCAUUGACAUCUGGAUGUCAUUAAUGGAUGACAGUGUCUUAAGCAUUGGAAUUUACGGAAUGGGUGGAAUAGGUAAGACAACUUUGGCAAUGCAUGUCCAUAAUAAGCUUUUAAAGGAAUCCACAUUCUUGGGUCAUGUUUAUUGGGUCACAGUUUCUCAAGAGUUCAGCAUUUACAAGUUGCAGAAUGAUAUUGCCCAUGUCUUGAAACUAUAUUUCUCAUGUGAGAAUGACAAGAGGAGAAGGGCAGCUGAACUCUUCCAAGCAUUCAAGGAGAGGGGGAGAUUUGUACUUAUAUUAGAUGAUGUCUGGAACCAAAUUGACGCAGAGGAGAUUGGUAUUCCUUUAGGAAUGAAUGGAUGCAAGUUGGUCAUAACAAGUCGUUCUAGCGAAGUUUGUCAUUGGAUAGGUUGUCAGAAGAUUAUAAAAGUGAACACACUUUCCGAACAAGAAGCUUGGGAAUUAUUCUUGAAGAAACUUGGCAGAGUUGAACUUCAUCCACGAGUAGAAGGGAUUUGCAAGAAAAUGGUAAAAAGAUGUGGUGGUUUGCCACUUGCACUUGUCACAUUGGCUGGAAGCAUGAGGAGGGUUAGUGACAUUCAUGAAUGGAGAGAUGCAUCCGAAGGACUGGCAGAAUCAUGUAUGGGACGAGCCGGAAUGGAAUAUGUGGUUCUGCCAAUACUCUUAUAUAGUUAUGAUCGAUUAAGAGAUACAAUGCUAAAAGGUUGUUUCUUGCAUUGCUCCCUGUAUCCCGAAAACUGUCAUAUUCCAAGAGACGAAUUGAUUGAGAAUUUCAUUUCAGAACAGCUGGUAGAGAGAAGUUAUAGAAGCUUUAGAGCCGAGAUUGACCAAGGUCAUGCAAUACUGAAUCAAUUGGAGAGAGUCUGCUUACUGGAAAAGACUUCAAAUGGUACAGAUGUGAAGAUGCAUGUUUUGAUCAGAGACAUGGCAAUAGAGAUCACUAAAGAGAACCCUAGAUACAUGGUAAAAGCUGGACUUCACUUACGGGAAAUACCAGAUAUCCAAGAGUGGACAGAAGAUUUGGAUAAGGUUUCCUUGAUGGAUAACACUAUAAUGGAAAUUUCACCUGGCAUGUCGCCCAAGUGUCCUCGACUUUCAACAUUAAUUUUGAGUGGCAAUCCUUUGAAGAGGAUUCCAGAUUGUUUCUUUGUGCACAUGUGUCAUCUACGCACUAUCAAUUUAAGUCUCACUAAAAUUCAGAGCUUGCCAAAUUCUAUUUCAGACUUGGAGGAUCUUAGAACAUUAAAGCUGAAAUUUUGUAAUGAACUGGAAUCGAUGCCAUCCCUGGAAAAACUCAAGGAAUUGAGACAUUUGGACCUCACAGGUACUAGAAUUGAGGAAGUACCUAAAGGUAUGGAUAGCUUAACCAACCUUAGAUUCCUAUAUUUGAGAUGUUCUAAAUUAAAGGUGUUACCGACAGAGAUUUUGCAUAGACUCUCACGUCUUAAGUUGCUCUCAUUGCCAAUUCAUAUAUGUGUACCAAUAGAAAAAGUUGAGGCAUUGAAAAAGUUGGAAGUAUUAGAAGGCAGGUUAAAUAGCGCACGUGAUCUCAAUCGAUUACUAAAGUCUCGACAACGUGACAAGCGACUCAGUUUCUACAGAUUGUCUUUAAGCUCAAAAAGGUAUAGACAUUUUGAUGAUGUUCAUAUACUAAGCUGUAAACGGGCACAGUUUGAAGAUGGUAGUCUCAUGGAGUCCUCUUCACGCAAAGAUGGGAAUUUGCUUCCACGCGAUAUUCAAGAACUAAUCUUUGAUAAUAGUGGCUUGAGUAGUUGCUUAAUGGAUGAUUUCCCAAUUUUGAAUAAUGCUAGAGACUUAAAGUCCUGCAUCAUAGAAGAUGAGGAUAAAUUAGAGUGCAUUAUGAGGUUAUCGUCUGCAAAUGAACAACAAUCUAGUGGGGCCCCAUUUCAAAGCCUUGAAAUUUUGAAACUUUGGAACUUGCGAAAUUUUAUUGGACUCUUCAUGUGGGAAGCAGCUGCACCUCUUUCACCUUUCACAUUUUUCUGGCUCAAAAAGUUCAAGAUUGGAGAUUGUUGUAAAGUGAAGAAGCUUUUCCCUCAGAGUUUGAUACAUAAUUUUCGUAACCUCGAAGAGUUGAUGGUCUUUAACUGUGUACAAAUGGAGGAGAUAAUAGAAUGUGACAAGAAUGAAGGAGGAAACAGUAUUAGUGCUGAUAUCACAUUUCCAAGGUUACUUAUUUUGCAUCUUAGGAAUCUGCCACAACUGAAGAGCAUCUGCAGGGGGUUGAUUAUUUGUGAUUCCAUUCGGCACAUUCUUUUGGAGGGCAUUAAAAAGAUAAAGAAAGUGCCUUUAUAUCUGCAGCUUCUCAAUGGACAACCAUCUCCGCCCCCAUCUCUUAUAUUAAUUUGGAUAUGUAGAGAAGACAAAGAAUGGUGGGAAUCAUUGGAUUGGGACCAUCAAAAUGCCAACAGCGUCCUUGAACGCUUGGUAAGAUACUUUGAUGGGCAGUGGUGGAUGGCCCAGGAUCAGCCUUCUAAUACUGGCUAUGGCCCUGUUGAUAACUGAAGUUGUUUAAUCAAACUCUAUCCACUCACAGGAUUUUACAAGAAUGCUUAGCUAAUAUGGUUGGCUGGGAUUCAAGACAAUAUCUAACCUGGAGUUUGAUCAACGUGUUGCUGCACUUUUUAGGCAUUUCAUCGCGAUCCAAUUCGGUUUCUGAAGGUUGUCUUCUAGGUGUAUUAAUAUCUUAUUUGAUAAUGCAUACACGUCUGUAAUAAACAAUAUGUUUUGGAUAGUGUAUGUAUUAUAUUUUAUAAUUUUAUGAAACGUAUCGGACUUGAGAAUA